GCCAGUGCCCGGGUGGCGCGCGCCGCAGCUGUCUCUUCGGGCACCGCGCGGGCCAUGGCGUCCCCAGGGUUCUCGGCGCCCGGCGGGGUGGCGGUGGUCGGCAGCGGGCUCAUCGGGCGGAGCUGGGCCAUGCUGUUCGCCAGUGCAGGCUUCAGGGUGAAACUGUUCGACAUUGAACCUCGGCAGGUGACCGAUGCGCUGGUUAGCCUCAGGAAGGAGAUGAAGAUGCUGGAGCUGUCGGGGUACCUGAAAGGCCAGCUGGGCGCGGAGGAGCAGCUGUCACUCAUCAGCGGCUGCUCUGACCUGCGGGAGGCAGUAGAGGGCGCCCUGCACGUGCAGGAAUGUGUCCCGGAGAACCUGGAGCUGAAGCGGAAGCUGUUCGCUCAGCUGGACAAAAUCGCCGAUGAUCACGUCGUCUUGAGCAGCUCCAGCUCAUGCCUCCUGCCCUCCAAGCUGUUCGCUGGCUUGGCACACGUGAAGCAGUGCCUGGUGGCCCACCCCGUCAACCCACCAUAUUACGUGCCGCUGGUGGAACUGGUACCACACCCAGAGACGGCCCCUGCCACCGUGGACAGGACCUAUGCCCUGAUGCGGAGGGUUGGACAGUCCCCGGUCAGGCUCCUGAGGGAGGUCGACGGCUUCGCCCUGAACCGCCUCCAGUAUGCGGUCAUUGCUGAGGCCUGGCGGCUUGUGGAGGAAGGUGUGGUGUCUCCGGGUGACCUUGACCUCGUCAUGUCAGACGGCCUGGGCCUGCGGUACGCGUUCAUUGGGCCCCUGGAGACCAUGCACCUCAAUGCGGAAGGUAUGUUAAGCUACUGUGACAGGUACAGCGAAGGCAUGAAGCGUGUCCUGAAGACUUUUGGACCCGUUCCCGAGUUCUCUGGGGCCACAGCUGAGAAGGUGCACCAGGCCAUGUGCGUGAAGGUUCCGGAUGACGCAGAGCACUUGGCUGCCAGGAGGGCGUGGCGGGACGGAUGCCUCAUGAGACUUGCCCAGCUGAAGCGCCAACUGCCUCAGUGAUGCUGCAGUGACCACUGCUGCCCCCAAGCGGGGACCACCAACCCCCAGUCCCGUGGCCUUGAGACACCAGGGUGGGGAGGGGGGCUGCGGGAGCCCGGCAGAGGGAGCCCUGCUUGCUGUCCUCACCCUGGCAGGUGCCUGAGGGGGGCAUGCCCCAGGCAGGGGUUGAUCACAGCUGCUGGGGUCUGUGGACCAUGGAUGCCCCCCAGCUCCCAGCAGACAAGAGAGCUAAUCAUCCGAAGAUUUGACCACUUACUUUCAUGUGAUUCCACGUGUUUACAUAUCAUGAUCGGUGGUUGUAGUUUCAAGUCAUUUUAAUCUAAUGCAAAAUGUUUUUGUAAUUAUUUUCUGAUCUCUUGCUGAGGACCCUGUGGUCCUACACAUCUGAGGAGUUCCCUUCAUUUUUCUGAUCCUUAUUCCAAAUAAAAGUGUUUGAUUGCAUAAA
This is a messenger RNA of Budorcas taxicolor (takin), 1465 nucleotides long. RefSeq names its product crystallin lambda 1 (gene CRYL1). The record is from RefSeq and is a predicted model, not a curated record. The coding region runs from base 55 to 1020 and encodes 321 amino acids. Gene Ontology annotation, molecular function: NAD+ binding; L-gulonate 3-dehydrogenase activity. The transcript is spliced from 8 exons. Lineage: Eukaryota; Metazoa; Chordata; Mammalia; Artiodactyla; Bovidae. Gene Ontology annotation, biological process: fatty acid metabolic process.